UUGUCGCCCGGCAGCCGCGCGGGUAGGAGACUUGGACGCAUGACGCGCGCACGAACCUCGCUCGCGGCUCCCUAGUGACAUUCCAGCGAGGAAACAUUAGUUUUUUUUUUUUUUCUGUAUUCCGUGAAUCCAUCGCCAAAACUACUGCAUGACAAGUUCGCGCGAGUGUGGCGAUUCCUUUUGAAAAAAAAAUGUGUCCUUCAGACGAAGAAGAUCGCAGAAUUGUGUACGAAAAGACGAACGAGAAGAACUAUAACGGGAAGUGCAUCGAUCGAUAGUCUAAUAAAUAAAUAUACGGUAUUCUCGCAAGUGAGCUAGUGAGUGAGCUAGUGAGUGAGCCGGCGCCAUGAUGAACAGAGUGGACCGCUACCACGAGGACCACCAGCAGCUGCUGCGGCGCGCCGACCACACGGCGCUCAUGCUGCCGCCGCCGCCCCUGGUGGACGACGCCGCCGCCGGCUCGCGCGCCGCCUCCUGGACCUCGGAGGGCGGCUCCGUGCUGGAGCGCUGGGAGCGCAUCCGGCCCGAGCGCGCGCACCGGCGCAACAACGUGCAGAAGAUGCAGUGGCGCAGCUCGCGCUGGGUCAGCGGCUUCCCGCGCGGCGCCGCCGACGAGGAGCUGGACCAGCGCGUCUGCUCCAUGACCAUCGCCGACGUGAGCCCGCGCUUCGCCGUCAAGCGCAUCAUCUUCCUGUACGAGAACUUCCAGUACCGCGAGGCCGCCAACUUCGUCAACCGCCUGAGCCACGGCACCUUCAAGGUCAUCCUCAACGACCUGCCCAUCGACCUGUUCGUCGAGUCCAUGCCGCACUCGCUGUCCAUCCUGGAGGCGCUGUACGCCAAGGUGUUCCUCUCCGACGGCCUCAACUUCAGCAUGAAGCUGCUGCGGCCCGAAGGGGUCGUCAUGCAGAUGGUCAAGUUCUUCUCGCUGGCGCAGGACAAGGACCGCGCGACGACGCAGGCGACCUGGGAGCCGUCGUGCGGGCCCUUCGUGUCCAGCUGCAAGAAGCUGCUGAAGGUGAUCGUGCUGUCGGACCCCAAGUCGCGCAAGCUGCUGCAGCAGAGGAAGCGCGGUCUGGACAAGGCCAUCGAGGGCCUGGGGCAGCACGGGCUGGUCGGCACCUCCGACGAGUCCCUGACCAACCUGCACGACGCCCUCCGGGUGGAGUUCCGCCGCGUGGCGGAGACCUACAAGGGCGCGCUGCAGAAGCUGGAGGAGCUGUCCCUGGCGACGGCCCACGGCGCGUCUCCCGGCGUGACGCGCGGACCGGCGCCCGUGCAGGCGUCGCACCAGCGCCAGCUGUCGCUGCGCCAGCCCGAGAUCCAGGAGCGCCUCAUCAAGAACAAGACCCUGCUGAACGUGGUGGAGCCCACCCUGGGCAACCACUCGCUCGACAUCCUGCUGGGCAUUCUGCAGCGCCGCGUCGAGUUCGACAAGGACGUGCUGUUCCAGUUCACGCAGCUGCGCAAGGAGAUGAAGGAGGUGGAGGCCGCCGAGGCCGUGGCGCCCGUGCUGCUCCGGUACUCGCACGGCUGCGACCAGGUGCUGGAGCUGAUGAAGGAGGUGGCGGAGGACGACGACGACUCCAGCGACAUCUCGGGCUACCACUCCGACUCAGACUCCGCCAUCAUGAUGUCGGGCAACUCACCCUACGUCAGCAAGCGGGCGCGGCACAACUUCCUCACGCGCUCAGUGCGGUCCAGCAAGCUCGGCGCGCGCACGCCCCUGCCGCUGCAGCACCAGUUCAGCUCGUCCAGCGGCGUCAGCUCGCAGCGCCCCUGCUCCUCCGGCUCGGAGGCGCGCAGCAAGGGGGCCAGCCCCGACGCAUCCUCCACCGCCUCGUCGGGCCCCAUCGGUCCCUACGCCCGCCGUCAGCUGGCGCACAAGCUGGGCUCCGCCGCUUCAUCGACAUCCUCCGACACCGUGGCCUGCUGUCAGGGCUGCCAACCUCACGCGACCGUGCAGGCUGUCCCACAGAGCAACGAAGAAGAACUGGUGGCUCUUCGCUCAGAGUUGGCCAACCUGCAGGAGGAGCUCAGUCACGCCAACUCCAAAGUUCUGGAGUUGCAAGAAGCUAAGCGGGCGCUACAAGAAAGACUAGCGCUGCCCGGCCACGGAGACGCGGCGCGCGGAGACGACACGGCCCAGCAGCUCGUGCGCGGCUACGCUAGCCUGUACGCUGCGGCCCGCGUCGACACGCUCGAUGCCCUGGAUAACCUCCCGCCCCUGCGAGACGCGCACGAACUUAAAUCUAAAAUAUUGUUUUCAGUCAUCGUGCUGGCGUUCCGGUCGACCCAGGCACUGCUGGCGCUCAAGAAGGACCACGUGCGGAGGGUGCUGCACAUCCCGGCGCCGGCCCCCGGCGCUCCGCCCCCGCCUGCCGUCGCUGCCGAGCUGGAGCACCAGGUGGAGCUCUACCUCCGCCGGACCGUCGCCACCUUUGACCUCACCAAGUGCGCGGACGACGUGUGUUCCCAAAUAUGGGCCACUCUGUACGACUACCCGUGUCUGAAGGAGUGUGCCGGGCUGGUGCAGUACGUGCGGAACGCAGUUCGCCUGGCCUGGGGCCUCAUCAACCAGUCUCCCCCCCACAUCCUCGAGUACGAGCAGAGGAUGUUCCGGAAGGACGUGCACGUCAGGUUCCACACGUCGAACCCCGAGAGCGAGCAGAUUCGCACCUACCUCUGGCCCGCGCUCCUGGAGGGGACCGGAGGGCCGUGUCUUCACAAGGCCGUGGUCAUCACGUGACCGCGGGUGCCCUUGAGAUUCCCACCGAUCUUCAAGAGAUGAGGAGUGCUUCCCAGACAGAAACAGAUGCACGAACAAGAGAUUAAUGCUAUCGUUAUGACUAUUUUGUACAAAAUGGUUUUACUUUAAAAUAUGAUAACAAAACAUAGUGCCAUUUAGAAUUAGUUAUGUAUUGCUCACUUUAUAAGUUACUGUGCAAUCUCUGUACACAUUUCACAGAUGAUUCCCCUCACUUUACAGCCUACUAUCAUAAUAGACUUAAUAAAUUUUGUAUGUUAAAAUAUAUUUUUGCAUUCUACGUUUCAUAGACUGUCAUACUACUUGUAUUUUUCAAUUAACUUACAGUUUCUUUAGCCGAGUAAAGAUAUUGUUUAGAAUUAAUCUGAUUGAAAAAAGAAAAAAAUGUACUUGAGAAUAUAAUUGUAAAACUGAACUGUUCAUAAUGAUAUGAAAUAGAAAUUUCAAUGAAAUAUGGUUUUCAAAGGCAAUUUAAUUGAAAGUGCUAUUUGUACAUACUAUAAUUAUUAUUGACAGUAGAAUAUAAAAAUAUUUUGCUACAUAUAUUUUUUGAAUGUUUCUGUUAUAGAAAUAUUUAUAUUUGUUGCAAUAUAUUAAACAAAAUAAUUGUAAACAGUUAUACCCGGAAAAUAAUUUAUUUUUACAAAUGUGUAUACAUUUAAAAGUAAUCUACAACUAUUGCAAAAAAAAAAAUUUCAACUGCUGCCCAUUUUUUCUGUAAAAUAUUGUUUAGCUACAAUUAUAAUUGUAUUUUAACAUAGACAUAAAUAAUUAAUACUGUUACUGUUAUUUAUAGAUUAAAAUUCCUUGAAUAUUAUUUAAAUUACAUAAACUUUUUUCCUUAUUUGUUGGUUAACAAAUUUGUUUAUAGAAAGAAGUUAGUAAAUAAAGAUGCUCAAAUCAAAAAUUUUUAAACUAUAGGACAUAGAAAUUGCAUAGUUGAUCAUGUUUUAUUGUAAUUUUGUUUUAAACAAAUCAAAAACAUGAAUGUUACAAGACUCAUAAUAUUCUGAAAGUAAAAAACUGAUAUAUA
Bacillus rossius redtenbacheri is the source of this 3800-nucleotide messenger RNA. RefSeq lists its product as uncharacterized. Gene Ontology annotation, cellular component: mitochondrial outer membrane. NCBI's taxonomy places the organism in Eukaryota, Metazoa, Arthropoda, Insecta, Phasmatodea, Bacillidae. The record is from RefSeq and is a predicted model, not a curated record. Gene Ontology annotation, biological process: mitochondrial protein catabolic process; mitophagy by internal vacuole formation. Bases 347 to 2749 code for a protein of 800 amino acids. The transcript has 9 exons.